AUGUUAGAAUGCGUAGAGGAAGGCGAUGGCGGUGAGGAAGAGGACCGUCAUGCGCAGUGUCGAGGUCGUCCCGGCGCUGUUUUGGAUGAUUUCGACCGUCGAGUUGUAGCCCUUGCAGCGAAUCUUGUUGGCUUCGCGCUGGAUCGAGUCGCGCAGCUUGAUCACUUGGACAAACUCGGUCGAGAGCGGCGUCAGCUUGCCCUUCUCGACGAUGCCAGAGAUUGUGUUGUUGAGCUCUUCGGCCAAGAGCCGCUCGGCGAGGACGUUGUGGAUGUUGCUAAAGUACUGCGGCACAGACUUUGCCAGCGCGUCGCACUGCUGGAAGAGCGGCAUCGAAAAGCAAAUGUCGUUGAUGGUCGCGAGGUGCGUGUCGGUUGUGAGCCCAUUUGCGCAGUCGCCGACGGGCUUGCCCCACUCCAUAGCCUCCGAGAGCUUGGACCGGAGGUACGAGGCUUGCGCCGGCGUCACAGAUGCGUUCUUAAAAAGAAGACCUUCGAGAUAAAGGUCGGCGUUGCGGCCAGCCGAGUUGACCAUGUCGGUCACUUGGUCGUUGGCGCGGUUGCACUCGGACUGUGCUUCGAGGUCGUUGCACGAGCUGCGUCGGUAGUCGCUUUUGCUCGUGCAGGCAGGGAAGCUGCACUGCGGCGGGCAGUAGCAGCGCGCGUCAACGAGCGUCGCGAGCAAAGCCAACACGAGCAGUAG
Molecule: messenger RNA, 702 nt
Organism: Saprolegnia parasitica CBS 223.65
Lineage: Eukaryota; Oomycota; Saprolegniomycetes; Saprolegniales; Saprolegniaceae
Exons: 1
Coding region: 1-702 (233 amino acids)
Source: RefSeq, a predicted model, not a curated record